CUGGUGGUCCUGGUCCAAUAGGCAUGAAAGGAGAUGUUGGGGAAAAAGGAGAGAAGGGAUCAGAUGGAAGAGAUGGGCUUCCAGGUAAAAUAGGACCAAUCGGUUUACCAGGUGCUACUGGUGAGAAAGGAGGAAAAGGAGAAAAAGGUGAACAAGCUACCACAAUCAGCCAGCCCAAAUCUGCCUUCUCAGUUGGAUAUAAUGUAGACCCAGGCCGCCAUCCAGUUAGUCCUAUGAAAUACCCGUUAGUAAUUACCAACUUUGGGAAUCACUACAAUAAAGAAACAGGCAAGUUUGUCUGUCAACAUCCAGGCAUCUAUGUCUUCCAGUUUACAUCAGGCUCAUCAUCUUCCGAUAACAUUGCAACAAGCAUCAAGAAGAAUGGGCAAUUCAUUGUCUCCUCACUUGAGACUGGUUCAGGCUACAAUUCAGGCAGCAACAUGGUAGUUCUUGAUUUAGUAGCAAAUGAUGAAGUGUGGACUGAGCCGACCAGUGCCGACUAUAACUAUUACUUCAGUAAUGUAUACAUCUACUGUUCUUUUUCAGGCUUCCUGCUUUAUGCAUCUGCAUAAGGAAAUUUCGAAAAGCUAAUAGUAAAUACACUGUAAUUACAAAUUCCAAAUUUGUAACAGAAGUUUUCAUUAGAAGAAAUACACAAAUAUGACAAUUUUUAGAUUAAAUUUUUUUUCUAUCAUUAUUAAAUAAUGUAGUAUUAGUAAAAAGUAGGAAUGCUAUAUUAAGUUUAUACCAGCAAAGAAUAUUCACCAAAAGUGAUUUAGCAUUAAGAAUGUCAACAGCAUUACAGUAAGAAAUAUUAACAACAACAUGCCUAUACUGGCCUGAUACUACUGUGAUAGAAUAUAUGGCAAUACGAUAGAAGGUAGUGAUAUCUGUAUUAAAUAACCAGGCCUGGAAAUGAUAUUUUGUGCAUCCAACCAUGAAAAUUAUCUUCAUCAAAUGCCUCCAGCACCAAAUCUUUACACUAUUAUAGUUAGUAGUACCAAAGAGUAUAAAUAGAACAAGAGCGCAAAGUCCCGUUCGUAAAAACGUCACGCCUGUGUAGGAUGCCCACUAACGGUUGUAUGUUCUUUUUAUUACCCAGUACAGCGCUGCGCGCAGUGCGGUAGGAGUACGCCCGCUAUAAACUCAAUAAGCAGAAAACAAAAGUACAGUAUUUUGUGGAGAACAGAUAAACAGACAAACCGACCGUGCGCGGUGGAGUACUGUGUAAU
This is a messenger RNA of Anneissia japonica, 1232 nucleotides long. Its product is annotated as complement C1q tumor necrosis factor-related protein 7-like. Bases 24 to 572 code for a protein of 182 amino acids. Gene Ontology annotation, molecular function: protein binding. The record is from RefSeq and is a predicted model, not a curated record. NCBI's taxonomy places the organism in Eukaryota, Metazoa, Echinodermata, Crinoidea, Comatulida, Comatulidae. The transcript has a single exon.